Molecule: messenger RNA, 651 nt
Organism: Octopus sinensis (East Asian common octopus)
Lineage: Eukaryota; Metazoa; Mollusca; Cephalopoda; Octopoda; Octopodidae
Product: neuroglobin
Exons: 3
Coding region: 7-468 (153 amino acids)
Molecular function (GO): oxygen binding; heme binding
Source: RefSeq, a predicted model, not a curated record
UUCUCAAUGGUUAGUGUUGUCCGAGUUCUUCAGGCCGCCGUCGCAGAAACUAAACAGGAAGUCACAAUUAAUCAAAGAACAACAAACAUGAGAUUGUUUGAUUCACACCCUGAUGUCCAGAACACUUUUCUACCAUUUCGGGGUUUGAGUAACAAAGAUAUGGAGAGCAGUGCCAUAUUGCGCGCCCACGCCCUUCGUGUCAUGGCUACUGUGGAAAAGUGUAUAACACGCCUCGACAGAAUCGAUAAAACGAACGUCAUCUUGAAGGAGCUUGGCCACAGGCAUAUUGACUACCAAGUCAAACCGAAAUAUAUAUCGUUAAUGGGACCGCAGUUUAUGAUGGCCAUUAAACCUCACCUGGAAUCACAAUGGUCGGAAGAAAUGGAGGAAGCUUGGACUCACCUCUUCAGGAUUAUAUCUUACCACAUGAAGAAAGGAUUAAGACCUUCCAAAGCUGAACAAAUCUAAAGGUCAGCUGAGAAAAACUCCGGAAGUGGCUUACUUCGGAAUUGAAACCUAUUAUCUUGACAUAUGUUAAUGAAGAAACACCACAGUUUGAAAACUUCACGUACGCUUUUACACAAGCAUACAAACAUAAGAACAGACACACAUAUGAAAAUAUAUAUAGACAUAUAGAAACAUGCACAAUUA